AGAAGAGAACCUACAAACUAGACUUGUAGAUUAAAGCUACCUGACCAAAAAGACAGACUGUGCAAGCCUCCUCAGGACCUAUCUUGGUAUACAGACUGACCCACAAAAGAACUGAGAAUUGCAGCCUGAGAUGGAAAGCAGUAAUUGCAAAGUCAUUGCUCCUCUCUUAAGUCAGAGAUACCGAAGGAUGGUCACAAAAGAUGGCCACAGCACACUUCAGAUGGAUGGUGCUCAAAGAGGUCUUGCAUAUCUCCGAGAUGCAUGGGGAAUCCUAAUGGACAUGCGCUGGCGCUGGGUGAUGCUGGUCUUUUCUGCUUCUUUUGUUGUCCACUGGCUUGUCUUUGCAGUGCUCUGGUAUGUUCUAGCUGAGAUGAAUGGUGAUCUGGAACUAGAUCAUGAUGCCCCACCUGAAAACCACACUAUCUGUGUCAAGUACAUCACCAGUUUCACAGCUGCAUUCUCCUUCUCUCUGGAGACACAACUCACAAUUGGUUAUGGUACCAUGUUCCCCAGUGGUGACUGUCCAAGUGCAAUCGCCUUACUUGCCAUACAAAUGCUCCUAGGCCUCAUGCUAGAGGCUUUUAUCACAGGUGCCUUUGUGGCGAAGAUUGCCCGGCCAAAAAAUCGAGCUUUCUCAAUUCGCUUUACUGACUUAGCAGUGGUUGCUCACAUAGAUGGCAAACCUAAUCUUAUUUUCCAAGUGGCCAACACACGACCCAGCCCUCUGACCAGUGUCCGGGUGUCAGCUGUACUCUAUCAGGAAAGAGAAAAUGGAGAGCUCUACCAGACCAGUGUGGACUUCCACCUUGAUGGCAUCAGUUCUGAGGAAUGUCCAUUCUUCAUCUUUCCACUAACUUACUACCACUCCAUUACACCAUCAAGUCCUCUGGCUACUCUGCUCCAGCAUGAAAAUCCUCCCCACUUUGAACUGGUUGUGUUCCUUUCAGCAAUGCAGGAAGGCACUGGAGAAAUCUGCCAAAGGAGGACAUCCUAUCUACCCUCUGAGAUCAUGUUACAUCACUGUUUUGCAUCUCUGUUGACCAGAGGUUCCAAAGGUGAAUAUCAAGUCAAGAUGGAGAAUUUUGACAAGACUGUUCCUGAACUUCCAACUACUCUAGUCUCCAAGAGCCCAAAUAGGACUGACAUGGAUAUCCGUAUCAAUGGACAAAGCAUUGACAAUUUUCAGAUCUCUGAAACAGGACUGACAGAGUAACACUGAUUCAUGGCAUCCUAUUUUCUAAUGUAUUAAACAUACCCAGCCAGUAUGCAGUUAUUUCUCCUUCACUGUAUCUCAUGUUUUCUUUUUUUUCAAUGCUGAUUAUAUCUCUCUGAUCACAUCAUGAUAAUCAUGCCUAUACCCCCCGACACACAAAAAGGCUGAGCUAAUACACAUCCUGAAAACAACAUUCUACCUUUCAAAGUUUGUAUCUGUGGUUAUCUGCUGAAAUCGAUGUGACUCAACUUGACAGAUACUUACACAGAAAUUUUGCUGGUGAAUUUGUAAGGAUAUGGUAUGUUACCAGUAAUGAAGGGAAAACGGACCAUGAAAUUUAACACAGCUGAACUCUAAGAAAAAUCAACCAUAAAUCUCUCAUUUUCAUCUGUAAAUUGAAGCAGUAUGAUUUCAAACCUAGUUCCCUGGGUGGAAAAAUUAUUUCACAAUAUUUAGUGAACAUCCUUUUACAACUACUAUUUUUUAAAGAUAGCAAAGAUCAUUCCCUCGGUUCUCAGUCUAUAAAACAACUAUAUCAUAUCCUAAACUUUUAAUGGCUAAGAAUGAAAAUUAAAAAUAACAACAGCACAGAUUUAUACAUAGACCUAAAAGCAUUUGAACAUGACUCCCAAACACAUGUACAUAUUCAUAUAUUUGUGACAGAAAGUGAUCAGAAUGAGUAAGAGAAGCUCCAACCCAAACAAAACCUUCAAGGUGAUAUUUUUGGAAAGGAGAUACAAAUUUAUGUGUGCUUUAAAACUCACCUGCAUAAUAAUCAAAUAAUGAUUUAGAACAUAUAACCACUUAUUCAUCUGAAUGGCUUCUAACCUAUGUAAAAAAUUUUCUUCCUACCUAUGACUCAUUCAAUGACAUGAAAAACCAUGAUGGUUCUAAAUAGUUAAUAAAUAUACACAUAUAUUUAAGUUUUUAUAGAUAUAUAAAGGUUUAGUUAGAUACAACUCAACUAGGGAAAAAAAUCUCCGAUAAAGCAAAAAAUAAUUAGGCAACAAAGUAUUUUCAAACCCAAAUUCCUGUUUCCAACAUCAAAUAGUUUUUUCUAUAAACACAAAAUGAGUGUUUAUUCACCAGUAGGAGGUUGGACUAGAUGAUCUCUAUUAUUUCUUUCCAAGUCUAAAGUUCCAUGAAAAUUAUGCUUUUUCUGCCCUGGUUUUCAUUUUAUAUACUAAAAUGAAUACUUUCUCUUAUAUCCAGCUUAAGACAUUUCUUCAAAUUAUUUUCAUUUCAGUUAAAAAAUGAAACUGUCCUCAAGCAAAACAAGAACCAAAAGCAAAGCCCUAUCAGAUUUCAAACAGAUUGUAGUUGCUCUUCUUUUCUGAAAUUUCCCUUAUUCAGGCUCAUGUGGAAAAGUGAAAGAUUAACCUUCCCCACUGGUGAUGACCCAGGCAGGAAUCAUUUCUUGAAAUAAAUACUAGCUGAGUAAAGGCAAGCAGUUGUAAAGAGAAGGGCACAGCAGCAAGUCACAUUUUUCUACUCUUUGACUAAAAGGAAAAGAAAAUAAUGAAGAACUUUGGAGUGGUCUAAAACUGACAAUAGCAGAAGAAUAUCAAGAACACAGGAACGUAAUUAUCACGAACUUUGCUGGUUAAGAAUCUUAGGCAUUCAUUCUUAAGUAGCAGUCAGACCAACAGAUUUUUUUCCCCCAGUCCAAAACUAUUGUAACAUAACAGCAGGAAUUCUUAUUUCAUUUAUAAUAAAUUAACAAGAUUUGCCUAACCUAUGAAAAUAA
Messenger RNA from Sciurus carolinensis (gray squirrel), 2960 nucleotides. RefSeq names its product potassium inwardly rectifying channel subfamily J member 13 (gene Kcnj13). Gene Ontology annotation, biological process: regulation of monoatomic ion transmembrane transport; potassium ion import across plasma membrane. Lineage: Eukaryota; Metazoa; Chordata; Mammalia; Rodentia; Sciuridae. Bases 131 to 1213 code for a protein of 360 amino acids. The transcript has 3 exons. Gene Ontology annotation, molecular function: inward rectifier potassium channel activity. The record is from RefSeq and is a predicted model, not a curated record. Gene Ontology annotation, cellular component: plasma membrane.